This is a messenger RNA of Thyridium curvatum, 2061 nucleotides long. RefSeq lists its product as uncharacterized. The coding region runs from base 1 to 2061 and encodes 686 amino acids. The record is from RefSeq and is a predicted model, not a curated record. The transcript is spliced from 12 exons. NCBI's taxonomy places the organism in Eukaryota, Fungi, Ascomycota, Sordariomycetes, Thyridiales, Thyridiaceae. Gene Ontology annotation, molecular function: RNA binding.
AUGGCUUCUCAGGAGACUGGAGUUCAUUCAUGCUCUCCGCACUCUUCAAGCGGAGGUGCCGAUUCUUAUAAGCACGACGGCACGCCAGACACUCGCCUGACUGCUUUCUCCCCCGAAGGCAACUCGGUCAAAUCAAACAAGCCUCCUCCCGCUCCUCUGAACUUGAUCAACUCGGCCCCCAGAUCCAAAGCCUUCAACCACGAGAUCAUGCCCAGCCUUUGCCAGAGAAACGAGCACCAUGAUGACAAGGAUCCUUUUGUGAGCUCCGUGGUCGACUCCAAGGACCAGCCCAAGCUCUCAGCCACAGCCUCUGCUUUUCGUCCGCAUGUCGGCAAGGGACCCAUGACACUGCAAGAUGCUGCCGGACCGACGAUGGAGCCACAGCCCCCGGUGUCUCCAUACUUGAGCACAGAGUUGGACAUUUCCCGUUGUCUGCUUGUCUCGUCGCCUUCCAAGCGUCUUUCAGGGACCGACGUUGACACUUAUAUUGCGACGCUCAAUUGUCUCGGAUUGCCCCUGCAAGGUACAAGGCAAACCUUUCCAAAGGAGAACGGAGUGCUUCUCCGAUUGACAAACAUCCGUGAUGCGUUCACGGUUCACCAAAACGCCAGACUUGGUGGCUCGGAUUGGACAGCUAUCUUCGUCUCAAGCCCUAAACCUGCUACGGAUGCAUCUCUCGAGGCAAUCCUUCCUCCCACCGCACCAGAGGGUCAGCUCAGCCUGCUAGCUCGUGUGCAACAAGGCCAUAUGGACCCAGCCCAGGUUGAGGUGACUGUGCUCCGUGUUCUACAAGACGAGGGAGACUUGUUUGCCUUCCAGGUUCAUGCCAGUUUUCACAACGGCGCCUUGACGGCCACAAUCGAGUUUGCUGAUGUCAACGUGGCAUCUGACUUCUACGCCAGGUACAACUCGGUCACCAUUGAGGGGAUCCAGCUUGUCCUUACCUUCCACAAGAUCGCACGACCCCAACAGCAGCACGACCAGCCUGCUGGCCCAAACACCCCGGCAAACACGCCGCUCCGCUCCAGUGUCGAUGACAUUGGCUCGGCGUUCAGCAAUAUCUCGAUUGGUAUUUCACCUUCUAUGAAUGGCAAUGCUGCUGCCAUGGGUCCGCCAAGCCACCCUCAUAACCUUCCACUUCCGCCACAAUCUGGGCUUUACCCUGUCAUGUACCGCCCCUCUGCGGUGAAUGAAGUGUUCUACGACACAUUUCCUCACUCUCACACUCUGAGUAUCGCCCCGGAUAGCCUCUCCCUUCCCAGACCCUACUACCCUCCAACAAUGCCGGUUCGGGCUGUCAAUGCCCACGAUGAUCUUGCCACGCCCAGAUCGAUGCAUGCUCGACCUUACGGCAGGCGUCAGAAUGCUAUGCGAGUCACUCGAUCCACAUACUACAAUGCAGCAGGGCAUCACAACCAUGUUGAUGUCACGCGAAUUCGCGAAGGCAUCGAUGUCCGCACCACUAUAAUGCUUCGAAACAUUCCCAACAAGGUUGAUCAGGCCAUGCUGAAGCGUAUUGUGGACGAGUCGAGCUGGGGCAAGUACGACUUCAUGUAUCUUCGAAUCGACUUCGCAAAUGACUGCAAUGUUGGCUAUGCUUUUAUCAACUUUGUAGAUCCCCUGGACAUCAUUGACUUUGUCAAUGCGCGAGGCAAUCAGAGGUGGAAUUGCUUCAAGAGCGACAAAGUCGCAGAGAUCUCUUAUGCCACCAUCCAGGGCAAGGAUUGCCUGGUUCAGAAAUUCCGCAACAGUUCUGUCAUGCUCGAGGCUCCUCAUUAUCGUCCCAAGGUAGUCGCCCAUGGGCUCUACUUCACUUCGAAUGGCCCGAUGCCAGAUUUAGCUGGCCAGGAGGAGCCGUUCCCAGAACCCGACAACCAGUCGAAGAUGAAGCGAAGCUGUGAGAACGCAGAACACGUCGGACUCUUCACACCAAAUGCUGGUCAGCAUUUUCGCGAUGAACAGCGCCGUCGUCGAUCACAGUUUGACCGAGGUACAAGACUUGCUGCUCUUGAGGAGUACGACUACGAGCCCAACUUCAACCGCCUCUACUCUCUGCAGUGA